Molecule: messenger RNA, 1911 nt
Organism: Tarenaya hassleriana
Lineage: Eukaryota; Viridiplantae; Streptophyta; Magnoliopsida; Brassicales; Cleomaceae
Product: probable beta-1,3-galactosyltransferase 4
Exons: 11
Coding region: 374-1591 (405 amino acids)
Cellular component (GO): Golgi membrane
Molecular function (GO): hexosyltransferase activity
Source: RefSeq, a predicted model, not a curated record
ACAGCGACACCACCACCAAGUGUAAGAUUCCAUUCAUCUUCCUCCUCCAGCUUCAAAUUUCCACGCACAACACAGAUCCAGUCCCCCACCUUCUCUUGUCCUCUUUCUCUUCUCCUUCAUCUCUUGAAAGCCUCAAUCUUUCAUCGGAACAAUCGAAAUCCGUAACUGUUUCGUCCUAAUUCAUUGUUUCCUUUCUUUGAUUUCGCCGAGUUUCGAUCUUUGGAUAUGGAGACCGGAGGUUUUGGGGGUUGACUGGGUUGACUCGGGUUUGGACGAGUCAUGAGAUGGGUGCUUCUCUGGUUUAGCUCUUGAUUUUUUUCCGGGUUUCAAGAGUUUGAUACUGAAUUUCGAAGAUUAGGGGUAAUUGUAAAAAAUGUCAUUGAAGCAUAGAGGAUUAGAGGUGUCGGCUUCGAAGAGUGUUGUGUCCAAGAGAUGGACUUUCUUGCUUUGCAUCGGAUGUUUCUGCGCCGGAAUUCUCUUCUCGGACAGAAUGUGGCCUGAGCCUGAAGCCAGAAGUGUGCCAAGGGGCAUUGGAGCCUCGGAUGAACAGUUGCAGUUAGUAACCGAAGACCGUGAUUCAUUACGAAAGGAAGCAAGGCAUGAAUCCAAGGAUGUUUUCCAUGAAGUCUCCAAGACUCAUGAUGCUAUUCAAACGCUCGACAAGACGAUUUCCAAUUUGGAGAUGGAACUGGCUGCUGCCAAGGCUGUCCAAGAAUCUAUCAUGAAUGGUUCCCCUGUUUCCGAAGAGUUUAAGUUAACUGAAGCUGUUACCAAAAGAAAAUAUUUGAUGGUUGUCGGUAUUAAUACCGCUUUUAGUAGCAGAAAGCGUAGAGAUUCAGUCCGGGCGACCUGGAUGCCUCGAGGUGAUCAAAGAAAGAAGCUCGAGGAAGAGAAAGGAAUCGUGAUGCGUUUUGUCAUAGGCCAUAGUGCCACUUCGGGUGGGAUUCUUGAUAGGGCAAUUGAAGCGGAGGACAGGAAACAUGGCGAUUUCUUGAGGCUGGACCAUGUUGAGGGUUAUCUUGAACUGUCAGCCAAAACAAAAGCUUAUUUUACCACGGCUUUUGCGUUGUGGGAUGCAGAAUUUUACGUUAAAGUCGACGAUGACGUUCAUGUAAAUAUAGCGACGCUUGGAGCAACAUUAGCCACUCACCGAAUGAAGCCUCGGGUUUACAUCGGUUGCAUGAAAUCGGGUCCAGUUCUUGCGCAGAAGGGAGUAAGAUACCACGAACCCGAGUUCUGGAAAUUCGGGGAGGAGGGAAACAAGUACUUCCGCCAUGCCACGGGCCAGCUCUACGCCAUUUCCCGGGACUUAGCCUCUUACAUAUCGAUAAACCAGCAUGUGCUUCACAAGUACGCAAACGAGGACGUCUCGUUAGGAGCGUGGUUUAUCGGAUUGGACGUGGAGCACAUAGACGACCGCAGGCUAUGUUGCGGUACUACAGAUUGCGAGUGGAAGGCUCAAGCGGGGAAUAUGUGCGUCGCCUCAUUCGACUGGAGCUGCAGCGGAAUCUGCAGAUCCGCUGAUAGGAUGAAAGAUGUUCACAGAAGAUGCGGUGAAGGCCAUAAUGCUCUUUGGUCUUCGUCUUUCUGAUGAAAACCCUCGUCGUAUAUAUAUAUACGCAAUAUACAUCCCGACAACAAUACAUAUAUAUAUAUAUAUAUGUGUGUGUGUGUAUAUCUCUUUCAUGGAGAUGAGAAGAGUUUUUUUUUUGGUAGAGAUGGUGUAUUAUUCUUUCAUUGCUUUUGUGGAGUUGGGGCAAAUGAAAAUGCAGAUUUUAGCUGCAAAGUGACGACGACUCCAUUAACGCACUUUCAAGUGUGAUUUUGUGCUUCGAAUUCUCGGUUUUAGGGUUUUUUAAUUUUUGUUUGUUCUUCUGCAAACUUUUUAUAUGUAUGGUUAUUGACUCACCA